Molecule: messenger RNA, 1900 nt
Organism: Daucus carota subsp. sativus
Lineage: Eukaryota; Viridiplantae; Streptophyta; Magnoliopsida; Apiales; Apiaceae
Exons: 2
Coding region: 57-1757 (566 amino acids)
Source: RefSeq, a predicted model, not a curated record
CAUACACAAGUAGAAACAGCAUCUAUACACAUUUAUAAUAUUGAGUGACGACCAAGAUGGCUCGAAAAGCUGCAUUCAUUUUGGUAGGCAUACUUGUAGUUUUUGUAGCCAUGGAGGCCGUCACUGUUUUAGGUCAAGGAAGCGGGAACUAUGAUGAUCAAAAUGCUGAGACAGGGAUUGAUGGAAGUAGUAAUGCUGGUGGCAAUGAAGAAGUACAAAGCGAUGACCAGAAUGUAAGCGGUGGCAACGGGAAUGGGAAUGGAAAUGGUAAUGGCAACGAGGGAAGCGGAAAUGGGAAUGGCAAUGGUAACGGGAAUGGGAAUGGAGGCGGUGGAAAUGGGAAUGGCAAUGGUAACGGGAAUGGGAAUGGAGGCGGUGGAAAUGGGAAUGGCAAUGGUAAUGGAAAUGGUAAUGGUGGUAAUGGCAACGGUAAUGGUAAUGGAAAUGGUAAUGGUGGAAGUGGAAAUGGAAAUGGGAAUGGCAAUGGAAAUGGUGGAAGUGGAAAUGGAAACGGUAAUGGCAACGGAAAUGGUAAUGGACUUGAUGGCGAUGGUAAUGGCAAUGGGAAUGGUAACGGCAAUGGCAAUGGGAAUGGGAACGGUAACGGCAAUGGCAAUGGGAAUGGGAACGGUAAUGGCAAUGGAAAUGGCAACGGCAACGGGAAUGGCAAUGGCAACAGUGGUAGUGGCAAUGGAAACGGCAAUGGGAAUGGUAAUGGAAACGGGAAUGGAGAUGGCAACGGAAAUGGAAAUGGUGACGGGAAUGACAACAACAACGAUGAUGAAAACAACAACGGAAAUGAUAAUGACGACAACAAAAACGGCAACAACGAUGCUUCUAACAAAUAUGACGUAAAGAAACCCGAGCCAGGCUCACGCAAGGAACAAGCUGUAUGCAAAAGUAAAGGCUCAUGUUACAACACCACCUUAACUUGCCCAUCUCAAUGCCCUGAGAGGAAGCCCAAGAACAAGAAAAACAAGGGAUGCUUCAUCGACUGCAAUACCAAAUGUGAAGCCACCUGCAGAAACAGAAAACCUAACUGCGAUGGAUACGGUUCAGUGUGCUACGAUCCUCGAUUUGUUGGCGGUGAUGGAGUGAUGUUCUACUUUCACGGAGCCAAGGGACGCGACUUUGCUAUUGUCUCAGACACCAAUUUACAGAUCAAUGCUCACUUCAUUGGCACUCGGCCUAUUGGAAGGCGCCGCGAUUUCACAUGGGUCCAGGCCCUCUCAGUCAUGUUCGACAGCCACACUCUAGUCCUCGCAGCCAAAAGAGUCUCAAAAUGGGAUGACAAUGUCGAGUCCCUCAUCGUGAGGUGGGACGGGGAGGAUGUCAAUAUCCCCACCGACGGAGAGGCCGAAUGGAGGAUCAACAGCCAACAAAAAGAAGUGGUCAUUGAAAGAACCGACGACACCAACACGGUUAAACUAAGUGUCGAUGGCCUCGUGGAGAUCGAUGUCAAGGUGACCCCGAUUGGAGAAAAGGAGAACAAUGUUCACAACUAUCAGUUACCAUCAGACGAUGCUUUUGCUCAUCUGGAGACGCAGUUCAAGUUUUUCAGCUUAUCGGAUCGCGUAGAGGGAGUUCUGGGAAAGACUUAUAGGACAGACUACAUCAGUCCGGUUAAGAGAGGAGUGCUGAUGCCACUAAUGGGAGGGGAAGACAAGUAUCGAACUCCGUCUCUUUACUCUCCGCUCUGCAAGGUUUGCUUGUUUCAGAGACAAUCUGCACCAUCUGCUGCAUUUUCUAUUAUGUAAUUUUGAUUUAAGUACUUGCUUAUUUUCAAGCUGAUAGUGAUCAGUAAGUAAUUUCUUUUUCUGUUGUAAACAAGCAUGCAUGCAAUGCAAUGCAGCAACAUGUGAUGUAACCUCUGAAUAAUAUUGCAAUAAAGGCCAGAAAC